Messenger RNA from Leptopilina heterotoma, 2529 nucleotides. RefSeq names its product armadillo-like helical domain-containing protein 3. Lineage: Eukaryota; Metazoa; Arthropoda; Insecta; Hymenoptera; Figitidae. The record is from RefSeq and is a predicted model, not a curated record. Gene Ontology annotation, cellular component: cytosol. Gene Ontology annotation, biological process: regulation of Golgi organization. The transcript has 11 exons. Bases 268 to 2292 code for a protein of 674 amino acids.
AAUAAUUUUAAAUUACAAUGGCGAUUUAGUAUUUCACAGGUUCAUCAACUUUUUAUGUGAUGUAAAAGGUGUAAAAGUGAGAUUAACGAAAUUGAAACAAAUUUGACGUAUUAAUGAUAAUGUAAAUAGAAUUUCUUUCUGAUAUUUAAUUAUUAUUGACUUGAAAAGAAAGAAUUGAACAAGUUUCAGUUAUAGUUAAAGUCACGUUAAAGUAUAACUUGUGAUUUCUCAAAUGGUAUACAUAUUAUAAAUAAGUAUAGGGUCAAAAUGGCAAUGGCAAUGCGGAAACGAAGUGGUUCGGGAUCAAAAAGGCAACAUAAGGGAAAGUUGGUUCCAAUUUAUGAAAGUUUUUUCAAGGGAGAGGAUCUAACGUCAGCACACCCAAAUUUUUGGAACGAAUUAUUUCUUAUCAAGCCAAUGGUUUCUCAUAUUGAAAAUGAAAUUCUACACAUGACAGCGGAACAAUUGAGUGCGAGCCGAGAGAAUUUAAAUUCUUUAGUAAGUCAUUGUGUAGAUACAUUAGUUGACGAACAUCCGUUUCGUGUUGUAUACGCCCUUCAAACAUUGGCUGCAGUCAUACAAUCUAUGUAUAAAAAAGCGAGUCAAAGUGAAUUUGGUUUCAAUUUGAUAGAUAUUUUAGUUGGGUUUGACUCCGCAGAACAGAGGAUGACAACCUUGAUGCAGCACUGCAACAAUUUCCUUACAGGCGAAUAUCCGGAUAGUUUAAAGGCUCUGUGCUUAAAGCUUUUGUUAAUUAUUAUUACUGGUAUGGAUAAUGUCAGUCAAAAUACUCUUCUUGAGUAUGUUAUGCUAAACAGUGUUUUUGAAUCCCUUAUUCAAUUGCUGAGGGAUACCACUGCAAGGAAUCGUCACGGAAAUGAUGCAGUUUUACUUUUGACGCUUCUGGUCAAUUACAGAAAACAUGAAAGCGCAAAUCCUUACAUUGUAAAACUAUCAAUUUUAGAUGAUGAACUUGCUCUAAAUGGAUAUGGACAAGUUAUAUCGAGUUCAUUAACUGAAUUUUGUCGUCAAUUUUCACAACAGAAAGCAGAGGUACAGGCCUCCUGGCUUUCCUCAUUGACGAGCAUUGUUGGAAAUAUGUUUGUUGGCGAAGAAGAAGCAAAAACCCAACAAGUACGUGCGAAUAAUGCACUACUUUUAGCUUUGUAUGAAGCUACACAUCUUAAUAGAAACUUUGUAACCACUUUGGCGUAUACUCAAACCGAUACAAGUGCUCCGCCUUCACCAAAUAAUACAUUGGGACCAAAUGCAACUGCUCCUGGUGCUAAUCAUCCGGAUGUAAUGGCUCAACCUUUUAAUUUGCUUGCAACUUUUCUUCAAUAUUGUUCAAUUGUUAUGCAGGCGAUCAGGACAGAAGCAAUAACGAACAAUGUAAAACUGUGUUUUCUAAUAUUGAGCUGCAUUUCUGAAGACCAAUAUGCAAAUAGUUUAAUGCACGAUGCAAAUUUAUCAUUUAAAGUCUAUUUACAUAGGAUGCCAAUGCAUCAUAGAAAAAUCCAAGAUAAAGCCGCACCAACACAACCAUUAGCGGCAACACUUUUGGAUUUACUUGUUGAGUUUAUUACAUCACAUAUGAUGAAGAAAUUUCCAUUAGAAUUAUAUCAUCUUUGCAUUGGUGUUUUACAAAGAUUGUUGUGUUAUCAAAAACGUUGUAGAAUAAGACUUGGGUAUCAGUGGAAGGACUUAUGGACAGCUUUAAUAAAUCUUUUAAAAUUUUUGACAACACACGAGAAUCAUUUAGUUAAGAAAAUGAAUAUUUUUCCACUUGCUAUUCAAGUCGUAAAUAUUCUAAAUUUAUUCAUCACAUAUGGAGAUACCUUUUUAUCAAGCCCUAGUAGUUAUGACGAAUUAUUUUACGAAAUUAUUAGGAUGAGGUUAAUAUUUACAAAUUUAAAUGCUAUGGCUCUCAGGUUUUCGACUACUGAAUCUUAUGAAUACAAAGAACACGCUCUUAAAUUGACAAAUUCGUUGGUUAACAUGAGGGAUAUUGUUAAUCAUUUUCCACCAAAAAUAACCGCCUGGUUGACAAGUGAGAGCCUAUCAACACCAACAGAACAACAAAUUUUAGGUGUCAUUAUACAAAACUACGAUAGUCUUACACUUAAAUUACAGGAUAAUUUAGACCAGUACGAAAGGUACUCGGAAAAACCUAAUCACACGGCCUUUUUUGAAGAAAUGGUAACCGGUGUUAUAAUUGAUACUCGAGGUUCUAUUGAUCUCACAACGUUAGACACGCAAGCAAUUUUACAAGAGCUUUCUAAUAUUACGUAACAUAUCCCGAUAAACUAAACGCCUCAUCCAAAAAGAAAUAUUUUCCUUGUAAUAAAUAUUUUUUAUUAGAAAUCAUUUCUAAUAUACUGUAAGGUAUGCUUAUUCGUUAUUCCUAUAAGUAUUAUUAUUAAUACUUGGAGUAUAUAUUAGUUAUUAUUUAUUAGAGGUGUGGAAAAAGCUUGAAACUCGAAAAAUAUCAACCUUAUUAUCCAAAAAAAUAGAAACUUGAUUCAAAAA